Lontra canadensis (Northern American river otter) is the source of this 2212-nucleotide messenger RNA. It is a transcript of the gene GP1BA, whose product is annotated as glycoprotein Ib platelet subunit alpha. The coding region runs from base 57 to 2180 and encodes 707 amino acids. Gene Ontology annotation, molecular function: protein binding. NCBI's taxonomy places the organism in Eukaryota, Metazoa, Chordata, Mammalia, Carnivora, Mustelidae. The transcript has 2 exons. The record is from RefSeq and is a predicted model, not a curated record.
GUCACACCCUGUGAGCAGCUCUGUGCCCUCGGAGGUCCUUCUGCCUGCCUGUCCCCAUGCCUCUCCUCUUGCUGCUGCUCCUGCUGCCACGCCUGUCGUACCCCCAGGAGGUCUGUGAGGUCUCCCAGGUGACCACCCUGAUGGAAGUGAACUGUGACAACAGGGGCCUGAAGGUGCUGCCCGCGGAUCUGCCGGGAGACACGGCCAUCCUCCACCUGAGCGCGAACCCCCUGGGCGCCUUCUCCACGGCCUCCGUGCAGUCUCUGACCCGGCUGGCGCGGCUGUACCUGCGUCAGAGCCAGCUAACCAGCCUGCAGCUGGAGGGGACGCUGCCUCGGCUGGAGAAGCUGGUCGUGUCCCACAAUAAGCUGAAGAGCCUGCCCUUGCUGGGACAGGCACUGCCAGCCCUCGCCAUCCUGGACGUCUCCUUCAAUGAGCUGACCUCGCUGUCUCCCGGCACUCUGAGAGGCCUGGGUGGGCUCCGUGAGCUCUACCUGCGAGGCAACAAGCUCAAGACUGUGCCCCCGGAGCUCCUGCGACCUGUGCCCCAGCUGGAGAAGCUCAGCCUGGCCGACAACAAGCUGAAUGAGCUGCCCCUGGGGCUCUUGGACGGGUUGGGGACCCUGGACACCCUCUACCUCCAAGGGAACUGGCUGCGCUCCGUACCCAAGGGCUUCUUUGGGAAUGGCUUCCUGUCUUUCACUUUUCUCCACAACAACCCCUGGUCCUGUGACUGUGAGAUCCUCUAUUUUGCUCGCUGGCUGGACAGAAACUCCGACAAAGUCUACUUGUUCAAGGAGGGUGAAGACGCCAAGGCCAUGACUCCUGACGUGGCGAGCGUGCGAUGCGUCAACGUGGCCAACACGCCCGUCUACACCUACCCAGGGAAGGGCUGCCCCAGUCUUGGGGAUGAGGAUGACCUAAGCUACGAUGACUACGAUAACGAGGAAGAGAUGGGAAAGGUCUCUGCCACGCGGGCUGUGGUCAAGUUCUCCACAAACACCAGAGCCCACACAACCCAGUGGGCCCCGCUGCACUCAGCAUCCACGGCUCCCCCAUACCGCCACGUGCCCCAUCCGCCUUCCACCCUCGCGUCUGUGAAGAACCAGAGCCUGUUCCCCACCACGCCAGAGCCCAGGACGCCCACCGCGCCCCACCCCCCACCCCCCACCACCCUGAAGCCCACCAUGUCCCACCCCUCCACCAUGCCCCGGCCCAUGACCUCGACCAUCCCAGGGCUCAUCACAACUUCUACCACGCCCCCGACCGCCCCAGAGCCUACCACGACCUCCACCAUGGCCCCCACCACCCCACAGCCCCCCAUCACAAUUCCUACCACCCCAAGGCUCAGCACAACUUCUACCAUGCCCCUGACCGCCCCAGAGCCUACCACAACCUCCACCAUGGCCCCCACCACCCCACAGCCCCCCAUCACAAUUUCGACCACCCCAGGGCUCAACACAACUUCUACCACACCCCCAACUGCCCCAGAGCCUACCACGACCUCCACCAUGGCCCCCACGGCCCCCACCACCCCACAGCCCCCCAUCACAAUUCCAACCACCCCAGAGCUCAGCACAACUUCUACCAUGCCCCCAACCGCCCCAGAGCCCACUACCCCCACCACCACCCCAGAGCCCAUGACGACUCUAAUUCUCUCUGAACUGACCACAUUCUUUGAGAUCCCAAAAUUAACCUCACUCCCUACCAUUUUGGGAUACCCGAUAAGCCCCUCAUCUAUCCACCUCCCAGGGGCCCACGAGGGGGUUCGAGGGAAUCUGGAGAGCUCCAGAAACGACCCUUUGCUCAACCCUGACUUCUGUUGUCUCCUCCCCCUGGCCUUCUAUGUGCUGGGUCUCCUCUGGCUUCUGUUUGCCUCUGUGGUCCUCAUCGCACUGCUGGCCUGGGCCAGGCAUGCAGAGUCACGGACCCUGGCCACGGCCACACACACGACACAUCUGGAGCUUCAGAGGGGAAAGCAAGUGACCAUGCCCCGGGCCUGGCUGCUUUUCUUUCAAGGGUCCCUCCCUACUUUCCGCUCCAGCCUCUUCCUGUGGGUACGGGCUAAUGGCCGCGUGGGGCCUCUGCGGGCAGGACGACGGCCCUCGGCCCUUAGUCUGGGUCGGGGUCAGGACCUGCUGGGCACAGUGGGCACUAGGUACGCAGGCCAUAGCCUCUGAGGGUGAGCGGUUUGGGGACCUGCAGAGGCUGU